AUGCAUGCGCUCACCGAGGGGUUCCAAGCUUGCCGUACCCGCGAUAUGGUCCCAGUUACCUGGAAAAUCUAUGAAAGCGCCAAAGAACAUGCCGACAACGAAAAGCUUUCUAGAAUGAGAUGUCUCAUGAGACGUUAUCAAAAACACUGGGAUGAGAGUGGCGCGCGCCAAAUCUUGCUCGAUCGCCUCCAAAAUCUAAAACACACAGCUCGGAUCACCAACAUCGUCUGCAUAGCUCUGGGAACUCUACAAGACGAAAAAGCAUGGGGUGCCGGCCCGAGAGAACAGCAUAUCAUGGCUUCUUUCCUUGCUCAAGAGCUCACACGGAUGUACGAAGAGCAGGGUAUGCCGCGCCAGGAACCUAUCACGAUAGUUGCCCAAGAUCCUGCUUACACCGCUCUCGACCGUCAGCUCCUCUCCGAGCUGCCAGUACCGAUCAAGACUGUACAGGACCCUAAGGGUUUCCUAGUCAUAAACGAAUCUUCGCUUGUCUUUUCAGUCAAACCAGUGGUACCAAUCAAACAAAUCAUCGCGGAUCUUGCAAGCGAAGCACCGGAUGGCAAGGGUCCUGCUGCCAUGUUUCUGGGCGACAACUACGUGGACAUAUCUUUGGGCGACUUGGACUCCGUCACGUACUACGCUAGGGACGAACGCGAAUACUACGCCAACCCGGAGACAUGGAGCUAUGUGACAAUGCUCGAGUCUUAUAUACCGGUCAUGGCUCGGGAAGAUUGGCCAACGGAGUACAGAUGGCAUGCGUAUGGCAGCCACUGGCUUGCAGACCUGGCACUGUGGGCACGUGAAGAGUAG
Molecule: messenger RNA, 810 nt
Organism: Alternaria infectoria
Lineage: Eukaryota; Fungi; Ascomycota; Dothideomycetes; Pleosporales; Pleosporaceae
Exons: 1
Coding region: 1-810 (269 amino acids)
Source: RefSeq, a predicted model, not a curated record